AAAUUUUCAGUUUUAGAUUUGCCUGCUGACCUUCAUUAGAGGCUCUGUGGGAAAAUCUUUUAGAAUAACAUCUGCUGUUUCCUUAAUAUGUAAAGCUGUCCGAAUCCAAGCAGCAUGCCAGAGGUAGAGAUAAUUCCUCUGGGAGAUGUGGUCUUGUGGAAGACUUACUGUUAAAGCUCUGUAGCAAACCACUGAAAGGGGAGACCAAGUGUUGAUCAAGUGCUGUGUGAGACUCGCCUUGUUUUUUUUUUUGUUUUGUUUUGUUUUAUUCCCCUCUCAAUAAAAUACAAUAAAUUUCACUUUUGGAGACUUUUUUUGUUGUUGUUUUUACAAGAGAAGAUAUUUCCAAGCAAGAUAAGUAACCCAGCACCAGCAAAGUCUCUAAAUUAGAUUGCAAAACACACAAUACAAAGAUGAACAGUGUGGCAGACUGGCUUGUGCAGAACAGGGACAAGAUUGAGAAAGGCGUGGAGAUCAUGGGCCAGGCCUCCGAGGUGCUGGCUUCCACUGUAGGCCAGCUUCACCCUGUCUUGGAGGCCGUGUUCGUGGCCUCGGCUGAGCUCCUCAGCAACCCGGAGGGCAAAGAGGCUCGCUACCUGACACAACAAUUCGAACUGGUGAAUCAGCAGCUCGAGGGGAUCCAGGACGAGAUCGAUAAAAUCGCACUGGAGCUGCAGAGGACGUCAAUGAACAAGCAGAACUUUGACCGAGAGGCUCAGAUGCUCAGCCAGUAUGAAAAGUUCCAGGACUUUGUCAACGCCAAGCCCAAGUUCAAGGAGAAGAAGAAGGAGAAGUUCCUCAGUCAUUUUGAGAACACUGACGGUGAUUUGAACCUGGACGCUCUCUACAACGCCGUCACUGGAGAGAACACCUCCGGAGACCCAAUGCUGGAGACAGUGGUCGCCACUGAGCAGAGGAGCAGAAGGGCGGUGGAGGAUUUCUGUGCUCGGCUGAAGAAGCUUUUCGUGGUGGGGAUUAUCGCCGUCAUGGGCCAUGCUGCCCUGAAGGAGGGAGCAGUUGGGGAGGAGAUGGUGAAGAAGUGGCAGCAGCGAAUGGAAGAUGUGGAGAAGCGAAUGAAAGCAGCAGUGGAUGACUGUACAGAGAACUUUGCAGAGCAAGCCAAGGUGGACAUGGAACACCAGCUGCAGGAGAAUCCCGGCACUGUUGACCAAGACUUCACCAAAACCCUACUGGAUUCACUGGUUAAGAAAUACGACUGGGUGAACUGGUCUGUCCGGGCCUUCAGCGACAGGGAACGUAUUUUCUUUUUCAACUGGCUGGCGGGAAAGAAGUACCAUGGAAGCGGAGGAGCCAACUGGUUUGACAUUUUGACCAAGAACAAGAUCAAAGUGGUGGUCUCGUUCUGUGUCAACCCCAAGCCCAUUAACAAGAGUCAGAUCCAGGAGCAGAUUGAGCAGCAGAAGCUGAAGGGGAACAUGAUGGCAGUGGCUCUGUCUCUGAACAAGAGCUUCCCCAACUGCCUGGUUCAUGCUGUCAGUCACUACAAGGCGGUGGUGGAGACCAACAACUUCCAUGAGGAUUGCUACUACUAUGGAAAACACAAAAGAGCUUACCUGUGUAUCCACCCCGAGUAGACUCACGGAGGUGUUCAGCUCUUUACCUAUGAAUUUAUGAAUGUCUUUACCAGAGACUUGAAAAUAUCUAAAUGAAAUAUAGAAAUCAUUCCUAAAUAUCUUCUCUGUUGAUGUAUAAUUGGCUCUGGGUUAUGUGAUCCGUUGUCUCGCAUUGAUUUUUACUCUCAAAAGUGUAGUUUCUUUUCUCUGUCAUAAAAAUGUUCGAGCCAUGCAUCUUCAUGUGGCUUAGCGUUAUGAUAAUGGUUCUGGAUAUUACUAGGAUUGGGCAAUACAGCAAUGUUAGUUUGACAUCUGUCAGAGGCUUUGACAUUCAUUUAUAUCAACCUAUGAAUGAGCAAUGUUGUGAACCAGUUAGCAGGAUCCAAUAAUUAUAUGUUUAUAUCUAUGUUUAUAAUAAUUUUUGUCUAAAACUUUGGCUAUUUUGAUCUUAUCGAUCGUUAAAAGCUGUAAAACAAGCAAACAGACAUUGAGAUGGAAUUGCUUUGUCAACUACAUGUUUCCAAAGUCAACAAUGACUGACCAAGUUUAACCUUUAAAGCUGGAGCUAACAGACAGUUAGCUUAGCUUAGCAUUAAAACUGGAAACAGGGGUAACACAGCUAGCUUGGUUCUUCCCAAACACAAUGAGAUCCUUCAACGUUUGCCGUAUAAUGUGACAGGAUGCAUUUCAACCCAAACCAUAAUUUUUCCUAAACUUCACCAACCAGUGAAUGAAAAGCAGACAUAAGUCACAAAAUAUUGGUUUGAUGUUUGGAGAACGUUGUCAGGGCUACAGAUCGUGCAUCAUGAUAACGAAAGGUAUAGUGUUCUCAAACCAACAUCGUAUACAUUCCCACAACGUUCCACAGUGUUGCAGGCAUUAAGGAACAAGGCCAAAAUUUGGAAUACAUUUGAAGAACAUUCAGGAGUAACAGUCUAGCAGUGUUACCAGCAAACUGUUUUAGAACGUCUUUUUAAAAGCGUUAUCCUACCUUUAGGAAGAACAUUCUGACAGCUUUGAGAAAACUUGUUGUCAAAAACAUCGCUUAAACUUUGCAGAAUUUUCUCCAAACAUUUUUAGAACCAAAAGGUUCUAGCUGGGUAUUGCCCACUCCUAGAAAUAACCAUGUCUGACAAAAUAACUGAAUAUUUGUGCUGCUUUUGGUGCGAUAUGUGGGGCAAACAUUUAAAAUCAACCACAAUCUUCAUCAACACGCUCAUGUAUGUAUUAAUUCAUUUUUAAUAAACAAAAAUAAGGAUG
Molecule: messenger RNA, 2834 nt
Organism: Stegastes partitus (bicolor damselfish)
Lineage: Eukaryota; Metazoa; Chordata; Actinopteri; Pomacentridae
Gene: rpz5
Product: rapunzel 5
Exons: 2
Coding region: 414-1595 (393 amino acids)
Source: RefSeq, a predicted model, not a curated record